AUGUCAAACGUGGAAAGGAAGAAUUUCUGCGAGAAAAAACACGAUUUCAAUCAAAAUGUAAUCGAGCCGUCUAACACAUUCGAUCAAUUGUGCAACAUGAUAAACCAACUGGAAAAAGAUAGCAGUAUUGAAAUUGCGGAACACAAUCGAAUAGAUUUAUUGGCUACUGACAUAAAAUUCGAUGUCAAUUUAGAGCCAACAUUGUGCAAUUAUUCGGAACAUAUUGAACCCGAAAAAGAUGUCACCGCAAAUAAAUGUGAUUCAGCUGCUACGACUUACGAAGACAUAAUGUCUUUUUUAGAAAACCUUGAAAAUGAUGUGCAAGUGAAUAACAUUGCGGAAAAUGCAACAACUAUAAUCUCGUCGUGUCAAAAUCCAAGAAAUGACAUACAAAAUAGUCGGAUUUUCGACUGCCAGCAGAACGAUUUAGAGACUGCAAGAUUGCAGAUCGAGGAAAAGAACGCGACGAUAGAAUGUUUGAAAAAUCAAUUAAAAUCCGAGCGUAAGGCGGCAUGCGACAAAAUAAUGUCGCAAAAACGCUGUAACACUACCAAGAUGAAAGAGCUAGAGAACAAGUAUAGGACGAUCGUGAAACGUCACCAGAAGUUUAUCGAACAGCUGAUCGCCGAGAAGACGGAUCUCGCGCAGAAAUGCGAUUCUCUGGCGCGACAGAUAAAAGAUACAGAACAGAAGAUUCACCGAGAUUUGAAAGUAAUUAAUGAAAGACAUGCCGUCGAGCUGCAACGCGCGAAAGAAAACAUAGCUGCGUCCGAAAAGAUCCGACGCGAGCGAUGGCUGGAGAUGAAAACCUCGAAAAUUAAGGAAAUGACGGUGAAAGGAUUAGAACCAGAGCUGCACAAUAUGAUGGAACAACAUCAACGAGAGAUACAGGAGUUGAGACGCGCGCAUAUUAAGGAAUUGCAAGACACAGAGUUGCGCGCUAUGCGUAGAUCGAAUCAGCAGUUAGAGCAAUUGCGAAUCGAAUUGACGGACAACCAUGAGAAAAUGUUAGCCAAGGAGAAGGAUAUAUUAAUGAUAAGAUAUAAAGAAAAACUGGAAGAGCAAGAGGCGCACUAUCAGGUACAACAAAAAACAUUUAUGGAGCAUUUUGAAAGAGAGAAGUCUAUACUUAUUGCAGAGCAAAAAAAACGCGACCAGGAAACAAGCGUGAUCAUGCAACAAACGCAGUUACAUUUUCAGAAAGAAACAGAAAGAUUAAAAGAGCAACAAGAAAUUGCUAAGAGAAAUUUUGAGGACUCCUUGAGAAAUGAAUGGCUCGCAUGGGCAGAUGAUUAUAAAAAACAACAAAGCACAAAUUUUAUGAAGGCAGAGACUGCAAUUCGUAAUGAUUGUCAAAAGGAGAGAGACAAGCAAAUAGAGAUCGCUAUAGCUAAAUUGGAAAAAGAAUCUCGCGAGAUGCGGGCUAAGUUGCAACAAAGUUUUGAUAAUAAAUUAGAACUAAUGAAAGAAGAUUACGAUGCGAAAUUGCAAUCUGCAAUUAACAGUGAAAGCAUUCAUAAAAAAAAAUUAUUAUUAUUGGAAGAAAGAUUUAAAUGUACAGAAACUCAGUUUGAGAAGACAGAAAAUAGAUUGAAAGAAUGCAUGUCUAAUCUAAAUAAUAUGAAUGAGAUAAUCGUAAAAUUGACUACAGAAAAAGAUAAUGCAAAAGAGAUAGCAAGACAGGAAAUUGAGAUAGAGAAAAGAGAACUAGAAGACAAGAUUGCAUCGCUUUAUCAAGAAAUAAUUCAGAAUAAUGCUAAUAAAGAUCAAAUUAUGGCACAUUUGCAUAGCAGGAUAAAACUCGUAAUCACUCAAAAAGCUUUAACUAUAAAGACUCUUAAUAAAAAACUCCAUGAUGCUCAUUCAAGAUGUGAACACUUGGUAAAAUUAUUAGAUCAACAGAGAAAGGAAUAUAUUUUAAAAACUUUGUAAAUUUUAUUUACAUAUAAAUCUGUAUAUAUAUAUGCUAUCUGUAAAGGAUGAAUUGAUAUUUUUACACAUACACAACAAAAAUAGCCCCAUUAUGCAAAUUGUGUGCGUGUUUUCCUGUGAACAUGAAUUAUAUACUAUAAAAUAUAUUAGAUAAAUAAAAGAGAAUUGACAAUAUAUAUGUAAAUAUAUAAAACCAUACAAUAGAAAACAAAUUUACAUUUUAUAUUAUAUAGAUCAGAAAAGAAAAUGUGUGUUGAAGAAAAAGUUCAAGUGACAAAUAUCAAAUAUUACAUACAGCCUCAAGA
Cataglyphis hispanica is the source of this 2237-nucleotide messenger RNA. It is a transcript of the gene dila, whose product is annotated as centrosomal protein of 131 kDa. Gene Ontology annotation, cellular component: centriolar satellite. NCBI's taxonomy places the organism in Eukaryota, Metazoa, Arthropoda, Insecta, Hymenoptera, Formicidae. Gene Ontology annotation, biological process: intraciliary transport involved in cilium assembly; cilium assembly; regulation of centrosome duplication. The record is from RefSeq and is a predicted model, not a curated record. The coding region runs from base 1 to 1932 and encodes 643 amino acids. The transcript is spliced from 10 exons.